GAUAACCGGUAACGAGUGCAACCUGCUCGUCUGUCGUCUCUCCGGCCUGGUCCUCCUUACGACAGUCGUAUCUGAGAUGUCAGCUGUCCAGUUCCAGUUUUUCUCCAGCGAGUUCUGCCUGGAGGUAGUUUUAUACGUUUUAACUCACCGGAACGAGUAGGACGAGACUGGGUCGAAAUGACGACACGCAGCUUGACAGAGAUCUUCAUCAUCUUCAGGAACAACUCGUCCCAGAACAGAAGCAUCUAUUCAGACCAGUUUAACAAUUCCAAUACCGAUAGAGUCGCAUUGGUUUCGAGUGUCGAUGACAUUGAGCUUGGUGCGAUUCCACCCUCUUGGAGUACCAUCGUAGAAGAUUGCCAGUAUACAAUUGUAAGACUGAAAUUAAAAUUGACAUCACUCGAAGAGCUUCAUUCAAAAGCGAUAUCAAGGCCUACUUUUGACGAUUCAACACAAGAUGAGUUACAGAUACAGAACUUGACUGAGGAAAUAGCUAGGAUUUACAAUGGACUUUAUAAAAAUAUUACUCAAAUUUAUAACGAGUCUUCACAUACGACGUCGGCCUUGGAGAAAAAACUUGUUAAUUCAGUCGCAAGAGCUCUCGUAGCAGAUAUUCAAAAUUUGUAUUCAGAGUUCAAAUCAAUGGAGAACAAUUAUAGGAAUAAGCUAAAAGUUAGAGAAGAGAGAUCGAAGGCCUAUUUUGUGACUGAUAUAUUCGAGGAUGAUCCGGAAGAAGACAUAUUCGAUUUAAGCCAAACACAAGCUAUGGUUCAAGACAAUUACGAGGCCGCUCUUAUUUCCGAGAAGAAAGUGGAAGGUAUAGUCAGUUCUGUGUUAGAAUUGAGGGACAUUUACAAAGAAUUGAGUCGACUUGUUAUCGAUCAGGGUACAGUACUAGAUAGAAUAGACUACCACAUUGAAACGACGCAAUGCCAAGUUAAGCAAGCGACAAUUCAACUGGAAAAAGCCUCCAACUACCAGAAAAAGAACAGAAAGAUGAUUUGCAUCAUUAUUUUGGCGGUUACUACAACAAUUUUAACAGCUUUACUUAUCAUAACAAAAUUGUAAGAAUUAUCGCUGGACUGUGCGACCACAUUUAAUAUUUUAAGCAUCUCAGUGUACAUUUUACUUUAUUAGAAAACAAAUUUUAACUUUUCUUAAAUAAUUU
Messenger RNA from Cimex lectularius (bed bug), 1168 nucleotides. RefSeq names its product syntaxin-16 (gene Syx16). The transcript is spliced from 6 exons. Gene Ontology annotation, biological process: intracellular protein transport; vesicle fusion; vesicle-mediated transport. The record is from RefSeq and is a predicted model, not a curated record. NCBI's taxonomy places the organism in Eukaryota, Metazoa, Arthropoda, Insecta, Hemiptera, Cimicidae. Gene Ontology annotation, cellular component: SNARE complex; endomembrane system; membrane. Gene Ontology annotation, molecular function: SNARE binding; SNAP receptor activity. Bases 178 to 1068 code for a protein of 296 amino acids.